Molecule: messenger RNA, 1089 nt
Organism: Chelmon rostratus (copperband butterflyfish)
Lineage: Eukaryota; Metazoa; Chordata; Actinopteri; Chaetodontiformes; Chaetodontidae
Product: NACHT, LRR and PYD domains-containing protein 12-like
Exons: 4
Molecular function (GO): protein binding
Source: RefSeq, a predicted model, not a curated record
GAGAUCAGCUGUGCUUCUCUGGUCUCAGCUCUGAAGUCCAACCCCUCCCAUCUGACAGAACUGGACCUGAGUAAGAACAACCUGCAGGAUUCAGGAGUGAAGCUGCUGUCUGCUGGACUGGAGAGUCCAGACUGUAGACUGGAGACUCUGAGGUUGAGUCGCUGCAGUUUGUCAAAGAUCAGCUGUGCUUCUCUGGCCUCAGCUCUGAAGUCCAACCCCUCCCAUCUGACAAAACUGGACCUGAGUGAAAACAAGCUGCACGAUUCAGGAGUGAAGCUGCUGUCUGCUGGACUGGAGAGUCCAGACUGUAGACUGAAGACUCUGAGGUUGAGGGACUGCAGUUUGUCAGAGAUCAGCUGUGCUUCUCUGGCCUCAGCUCUGAAGUCCAACCCCUCCCAUCUGACAGAACUGGACCUGAGUGAGAACCAGCUGCAGGAUUCAGGAGUGAAGCUGCUGUCUGCUCUGGUGAAGAGUCCAGACUGUAGACUGAAGACUCUGAGGUGGAUGUGGUCUCAGUAAGCGUGUGAGCGAUCAGAAAAGUGAUCAGCUGAGAGCCGAUCGGCUGCGUCCUGAUGAUCCAGAGAGGUUGAAGCAGCAGCAGCUUGUGGGUGGAGAGGCUCUGACUGGGCCAUGUUACUGGGAGGUAGAGUGGAGAGGAGAGCUUCAUCCAGCAGUGACUGACAGAGGAACCACAACAAGUGGAGAUGAGUGUCAGUGCUGCAGUGUGAACUGCUCUGAGAUCAGCUCCACUGUCAGACACAGUGUCCAGUCCAGCAUCCUCCCUGUGUGUUGCUGUGGAUGUGACAGGGUAUCAUCAGUGUAUCUGGACUGCUGUGCUGCUGCUCUGUCCUUCUACACAGUCUCUGCAGACCCUCCUCCACUCCUUCUGCUCCUCCUCUGUCGGCUCUCUGUGUUUCAGCUUGAUGGAUAUUUGGCUCAUAUUUCUAUACUUUGAUAACUUUGAGUACACACAUAUAUUCUGCUAAUAGUUAGAUUACAUGCACAUGCUCACGUUAAUGAUAGUUGGAUCCUGAUGUGUUGAUCUGAUUCAUGUUUUCUGCUGAUGGAUUGUGUGACUGAAUAAUAAAC